AUGCAUGCAGUCUCUACCUCGAGCCAUCGCCGCCCGUCGCAACACCUCCAUCGAAGUCACUCACCAUCGGAAGUUCGUGGAGCCAGCUUGGAGAUUCGCACAGCCCUUUCCGUCGAAGUCAGCCGUGGAAAUCGCAGCCACCGCCACCACUCCUUGCCGUCGGGCAGUGUCGUCCUGAGUGACCUGAAGCCCUUGCCCCUGUCUCAAGCCCCAUUCCUAAUUCCUCAGUCUCAUACAUACUCUCAUUAUUUCUCCCCAAAACACAACCCUAGCCUCCAUCGCGCCCCCGUUGGUCGCACUGUCACCGCUUGGUUCAUCGUGAUCGUUCUUCAAUCCUCUUAUUUCAUGGUGCUCGAAGGCCCUUCCAUUCCCCCAACGCCAAUCCUCCUACUGAUUGAUGAUAAAUUGAUACUGUUAUGUAGGAUUUUGUGAUUUCUUUGCCUAGUGAUGUGCUGCUGGAGAUCGAAUUGCUGCUGUUAAAUUUUUGAAACUUGACAAGUUUGAGGUCUUUGUGGAUUCAC
Molecule: messenger RNA, 521 nt
Organism: Arachis ipaensis
Lineage: Eukaryota; Viridiplantae; Streptophyta; Magnoliopsida; Fabales; Fabaceae
Source: RefSeq, a predicted model, not a curated record